Messenger RNA from Trachemys scripta elegans, 1908 nucleotides. RefSeq names its product CMRF35-like molecule 5. Gene Ontology annotation, molecular function: transmembrane signaling receptor activity. Bases 83 to 1204 code for a protein of 373 amino acids. The transcript has 8 exons. NCBI's taxonomy places the organism in Eukaryota, Metazoa, Chordata, Testudines, Emydidae. Gene Ontology annotation, cellular component: plasma membrane. The record is from RefSeq and is a predicted model, not a curated record.
CAGAAAGAAGGUCCCUGCGCUAUCUCAGAGAAACCAGACUCUUGUGGCAAGAGAUUCACCUGCUGAGGGAACCAGGUGGACAAUGAGGAUCUUCCCUGUUUUGUUUUGGAUUCUCCUCAAAGGUUAUUUCCAUGGGCUGGCUGCCCUUGAACUGACUGGCCCAGAGGCAGUGAGUGGGCUAUGGGGCAGGUCAGUGUCUGUGCCAUGUCAGUACCAUGAAGGAUAUCAGGAAACUCCAAAAUAUUGGUGCAGCGGAAUAACUUGGCAGAGUUGCUCUAAAGUGGUUGAGACCACGGGGUCGGAGGCCGAGGUGACACGGGGCAGAGUCUCCAUCCGAGACAAUCACACCCUGCGCGUGUUCACUGUGACCCUGGAGAACCUGACACUGGGAUUUACUGGUAGGAACAACUUGGACAUCAUAGCUGUUACAACAGGGUCAGAGGCAAUUGUGAAGCACGACAGAGUCUCCAUCAAAGACAUUCACACUUUCUGCAUGUUCAUAGUGACCAUGAAAAACCUCACAGAGAAAGACUCCGGGACUUACUGGUGUGGGAUAGACAAACUGGGAUUGGAUCUCAUGUUCUCUGUGAAAGUGAAUGUUCUUCCAGCUGUUCCUGCCUCACCACCCCCAGCACCAAUGAGACAGACAACAGUGCAUGCUGCCUCCACUGAGUCUCCUUUCAGAUGGACUGCCCCUGAAGUGGCUGAAUCCAACUCCACAGUUCACAGCAGCGACCCUCCUGCAGGUACAACAGACCCAGCCCUCCAUAUCCUGACCCCAUGCAUCCUGCUGGUUCUGCUUUUGAUUUUGCUCACCGUUGUACUGUUUAGAAGGAUGACGCAGAGGAGAAACAAAGCCCUUGAGGGAGCGCCUGGACAAAGGGAAAAGAACUUCCAUCCCUAUAGGCUGGUACCUGGAAACACCCCGUCGCCCUUCGUUACCAGUGAACCUGCAGCCUCUUGUAAGGCAGCCAUCUGCAUGCCCAUGGAGGAGACACCGGACUCAGCAGCUGAUGAGGAUGCCUAUGAAAAUGUCAUUCAUGAGACCCAGGCUUCAAGAUCGACAGAAGAGGUUGCUCCUGGCACAGUGAAAUUUCCAACCUCACAUCAGCAGACCAUCUAUGCCAAUAUGAAUCCAAACACACGCAGUAGGACAUCCCCCUCUCGUCAUCAAGGAAAGCGUGGGAAAAAAAAUACUGGAUGAAGCUCAAUGCUCUUGGAACGUUUCCCCUCCUACUGUUGGAAUUUUUAGCACUUCUCAUUUCCCUGCAGUUACAUAGAAGCUUUCAGAUUCCUGUUCCUCCAUUAUUCUUCUUAUGCCAGGUCCCCCUGUACUGACAUGCUAGUGUUGCUGCUGAUUGUGUCCCAUUCCCAGCAAGACUGUUUUCACAGAUUUACUUACCGCUCAGUGCUUCACGUUCUUCACAUCAACUUGAAACAGAACGUAUUCCUGGUGGCUUCACCUUCUGGAUGACUGGGAGCAUUUCUAGAAAGACUUUGUAUGGGUCUGCAGGUUUGGCACACUCCCCCUUUGUCCGCCAUAAUUUCCGCGCUUUAAAGUUAGACAAUUGCUAAUAAAAAGCUCUUUCUCUUCCGGACUGAGUUCCUUGGAAUGACUCAAUAACAGGGUGCCAAGGACAACAUGGGAAGGGGCUGAUGUCAGAUUGUAUCUGUAAUAAGUGAUCCACUCAAUUCCUUCGGUGGUGUAGACAUGCCCAUAAAAGGUAGUCUGCACUAAGCUGUAUUUCCACUCUCCCAGGAUUUGGAAUCUCUUAGAGGUGUUUGUCUCUCUGCAGCCCACGCUCAGGGGUAUCUGAAUCCUGAUCAUUCAUUACUAGCAAAAUUUCCCAAUGAACAGCUCAUGCCAGUGAGACAGGAGAGUCCCACUGCGAUGAACAUGUGAAACGG